Messenger RNA from Sinocyclocheilus grahami, 1540 nucleotides. Its product is annotated as E3 ubiquitin-protein ligase MARCH1-like. Gene Ontology annotation, molecular function: zinc ion binding. Lineage: Eukaryota; Metazoa; Chordata; Actinopteri; Cypriniformes; Cyprinidae. The coding region runs from base 72 to 1295 and encodes 407 amino acids. The record is from RefSeq and is a predicted model, not a curated record. The transcript is spliced from 4 exons.
UAUAUGUGUUGUGCAGCUCUAGUGGUCAAGCUAAACUUGAAGUUGAUGGCUCAGAUCAGACUACACCCGUCAUGCCCAUAAACCCCGCCUCCGACUCCGCCCCCAACGCAAAGCGGCAAGUCAAACGGUGUAUCCGCCGGCGACGGGAGAGCACCAGGACCGUUGGGUGUGCAACAGAGUGUGUGGACCAACCGAGACAUUCACGGUUGCAUAAGCAAACACACACACACUCUGACUCCUCCUCAGAGGACGAGCAGCGCUGGAGAGAAGCUCGCUCCUGGAGCCUCCAGAAAGCGCGACGGAGACGCAGCGGCAGCCGACACACGCAAGCGCAUCCCCGUGAGGAACAGGACGCCACUAAGCUCAUGUCUGUCAACUCAGACGAGGGACAGAAAGAGAACCAGCCACCACUGUGCAAGGGCCCCAACACCAGGGCCCAUAAAAAGUUGUCAAAACGGGAGGAGCGUGGGGGCCAAAGCCAGACAGCCAAUCACAGAAAAGCGAAUGAGCUUGGUAGUAAUAGGAGCAGAAGUGAGGAGGAAGAGCCUAUUACAAAGACGUAUGAGGAAAGAGGUUCAGGAGAUCCAGAUAUGUCUGUCCCGUCCCCUUGUAAAUGCACUAUUCCUACCAAUCAAAAUGGUGCCACGCAACAAGCAUGCACUGAUGAUGAGCUAGAGGUGUGCAGGAUCUGUCACUGUGAAGGUGACGAGGAGUGUCUGCUCAUCACCCCUUGCCGCUGUACAGGAAGUUUGCGUUUUGUGCACCAGGGCUGCCUGUACCAGUGGAUCAAGAGCUCCGACACACGCUGCUGUGAGCUGUGCAAAUAUGACUUCAUCAUGGAGACACACCUCAAGCCUUUGCACAAGUGGGAAAAGCUACAUAUGUCUACAAGCGAGCGGCGGAAGAUCUUCUGUUCUGUGACUUUUCACCUGGCGGCUGUGGUGUGUGUCAUCUGGUCACUCUACGUUCUGAUUGACCGCACAGCUGAAGAGAUCCGCCAAGGCAAGAACAAUGGGGUGCUGGAUUGGCCGUUCUGGACCAAGCUCAUCGUGGUGGCGGUUGGCUUUUCUGGAGGACUCAUCUUCAUGUAUAUUCAGUGCAAAGUCUACCUGCAGCUCUGGAGGAGGCUGAAGGCUUUCAACAGGAUCAUCUUUGUACAGAACUGCCCUGACACCGUCCGCGACGAAGAGAACAGGCCACCCCCAGUCACCCAGAGCAACGGCACGCACGGGACAGCGGAGGCUCCCGCUCCUCAGACACAAACAAACACAGGAGUGGAAAUGGCCCCUGUUUGACGAUGGAUGCUUGCUGCACUGAAUCUCAGUUGCGGAAAAAUUUAGGAAAGGGCUUCUGGUGUAUUUGACCAAAGUGAUGUGAUUUACAUAUAACAAAAGCACUUUUUACAUUUUUAUUAGAGGGUGGGUAAACUUAUAUAUAGGGCUGUCAAAUUAUAACAUUAAAAGGAAUAGCUCAGCCCAAAAUAAAGAUUGUCAUAAUUUACUCACCCUCGUGUCUUUCCAAACCUGUAUAAGUUUCUUUC